AUGGGAAAUCAAACCGAAGUGACUGAAUUUAUUAUCCUGGGACUUUCCAAUGACCCACAGCUGCAGAUUUUUCUCUUCCUGGUUUUUUUACUUGUCUACCUAAUCACGCUUUUGUCAAACCUGGUGAUCAUGGUGGUGAUAAGGGCUGAUCCUCACCUUCACACCCCAAUGUACUUCUUCCUGUCUCAUUUAUCCUUUGUUGAUAUCUGCUAUGCCUCAACCGUAGAGCCUAAGAUGUUGGUGCAUUUCCUAGCAGAGCACAAAACCAUUUCUGUCAAUAGCUGCAUUGCACAGAUGUUUUUCAUUUUGCAGCUGGCUACUACUGAAAUUUUUAUUCUCUCAGCGAUGGCUUAUGACCGCUACACUGCCAUCUGUGACCCAUUGCGUUACAUGGAGAGAAUGAGCAAAGAGAUCUGUGUUCAGCUGGUGAGUGGUGCAUGGGCAAUAGGCUUCUUCCAUGCCCUGCUUAACACAGUUUUUGCCCUAAAGUUGCAUUUCUGUGGGCCCAGUCAAAUCAACCAUUUCAGCUGUGAGCUUCCUCCCUUGUUACAACUGUCCUGCACUGAGAGUCUCACCAAUCAAGUGGUGCUUCUUACUUCUGCUGUGAUAUUUGCAUCAAGCUCCUUCCUCCUCACCCUGAUCUCCUACAUUCACAUCAUCUCCACUGUCCUGAGGAUACACUCUGCAGAGGGCAGGCGUAAAGUCUUCUCCACCUGCAGCUCCCACCUGAUUGUGGUUGGCUUAUUCUACCUGACAGGUUUUCUCCAGUACACAAAACCCAGCUCGGUCUCCUCUGUUGUUCUGGAUGAAAUGUUCUCCAUCCAGUAUAGCAUCUUGACCCCCAUGUUAAACCCCAUCAUCUACAGCCUGAAAAACAAAGAGGUGAAAACAGCUGUAGGGAAAAUGUUUCAGAAAUUCAAAUUUCUCAAGUAG
Malaclemys terrapin pileata is the source of this 933-nucleotide messenger RNA. RefSeq names its product olfactory receptor 1009-like. Bases 1 to 933 code for a protein of 310 amino acids. Gene Ontology annotation, biological process: G protein-coupled receptor signaling pathway. Gene Ontology annotation, cellular component: membrane. Lineage: Eukaryota; Metazoa; Chordata; Testudines; Emydidae. The transcript has a single exon. The record is from RefSeq and is a predicted model, not a curated record. Gene Ontology annotation, molecular function: G protein-coupled receptor activity; olfactory receptor activity.